Desarmillaria tabescens is the source of this 1249-nucleotide messenger RNA. RefSeq lists its product as uncharacterized. Lineage: Eukaryota; Fungi; Basidiomycota; Agaricomycetes; Agaricales; Physalacriaceae. The transcript is spliced from 3 exons. Bases 92 to 1159 code for a protein of 355 amino acids. The record is from RefSeq and is a predicted model, not a curated record.
CGCAAUACAGCCGUUUUCCCCUGUCCACAGCUUACCUCCUAAUCACCAACACUAACACCAGCACGACACCGGCACGACCAUCGAUUCAGGAAUGGCCAAAAUCCAAAGCCUUCCUCAAGAGCUCAUAGAUUCCUUCAUUGACGAGUUCAAAUAUGAUCAAAGAACUCUUAGAACGUGCGCUCUCGUAUGCUGGGCAUUUCUGCCUCGAGUAAGGACGCUCCGUUUUCAGAACAUCAACCUCAUGCGAAAGAAUCAAAGUUCAUCGUUCAUCGUUCUUUGUAGGGCAUCUCCUCAGAUCACAACAUAUGUAACAUCCGUCACUAUCAAAUUAGCGAGCGUAUGGGAGGACGCGAAGUUGGUACUUCCACUCUUGCCUAAUCUACAACACCUUCGUCUUUUCCACUGCUCCAGUUUCGGGAGAUUGCUACCGUGCAUCCCUACGAAAAAGCUUACCUCCCUUACUCUUGACACCGCCAGCUUUGAAGACUCGACGAAGCUCAAAGCAUUCCUCACCUUGUUCCCAAACCUUCGACAACUGUCUUUGGUAGAAAUCAUGUUCCAUCGCACCCGGGACAGCUUCUCCGCCAUUCAAGGAAAUCUCCACCUCGACGCACUUGCAAUUGAUUUUGGAAAUAAAGUCGUUGACUUCACCCUGUGCCCAGUUAAAGACCUCCGUCGCCUUGCCGCUAGGUUCAACAUAUCCUGUGUGCCUCCUCUUCGCAUACUCCUCCGAGACAACCAUGAUUCGCUUCAGGAUUUGUACCUCCAGUUUUUCUCCAAAUUACCCGAUUCUGAUGUUCCGUCCAUCGAUUUAUCACUUACACGUCGUCUCCAGAAUAUCACCUUUGAGGUGUGGCAAGGAAGCGGCACAGCAUUCGGCCGUUCUGCUCUUAAAUGGUCUAUGCGCACACUCGCUACCGCCCCAUCAACAAAUGUUCGUUUUCUCCUUGUCAUUUAUGGUCCUCCGGAGAACGACCAGUCCAUUUGGCGUGAUCUACCGGCGCGUCAUUCGGUUUCCAUCGAUAUAGCGCCGUACAGACGUGAAGAUCACUCGCGGGAUUGCCUGGCGCUGAAAACUGCCCUCGAAAGCGAGGUGAAACCAAAGGCUAUCAAAGUGAAUUUCUAUCCUGAGGCAAAGACAAUCGAAUUUUCCGAGUAACCAUAAUUAAGGUCUUCCCAUCUACAAAGCUGCGCUCAGAAUCAUGAUCACCAUUCUCUUUCUACAUUUUGAGAUAUAUCCGACUUCUUC